UUCAGGGUUGAAACUGAGUUAUGCCUUGGAAAGAGUUUAGAAGUGUCAUAAAUAAAGGUGCCUUCAAGCCUGUUACCAUGGUGAUCAAAAGCGUCAAAACAAAAAAAGUUCACACCUGAACGGAAACAUUGCUUCACUGACAUCUCUUCAUUAGUUAUCAUGGACCUGCCAGUGGAAGAAUCGGUGGUAUUGGCGGUGGAAAGGCGGCGGACGGCAGAGGCAGUGCGUCAGAAACGCAUUUUUAACACCCGAAACCGGUUGAUUGGUGUAGACGUGGCUGCACUGGAGCGGCAGGUAACGGAGAGGCGUGAGCGGGAGGAGAUGGAAAGACAACAAGACAGAGCUUUCGAUGCUUUGCGGGUGAUGAAUGAUGCCGUGCUUAUGCACCAGGUUGAAGAAGAAGAACGCAGAAGAGCGGAGCUGUCCAGGGAAUUAGUACAGUUUCGUGCGAUUCACCAGCGCGCACAAGACUCCCGUGACGCUGAUCUCAAUUUUAACAAACAGGGGACGUCUGAGCUAAUGUCAGAUUCCGAUUUUGAAUUUAGACCAGCGAGUAUGCAGGUAUUCCAGGGAGGAGAUGGCAAAGACAGGGAGAAGAAGAGAGCUCAGAUGGAAGCAUAUGGGAGAGCCCUGAAAGCACAGGCAGAGGAAAAGAAGCAACUGCGCCUCCAGCACAAACACACAGAACUACUCAGAGACCAGGAACAGCUGAGGGAGGAUCUGAGGGCACAGCAGUUCUGUGUUUUGGAGGAUGAGUGUAAAAGAACAGCUCAUGUCACUCUCAGCAAAUACAACCAGGCUCAGGCCACAGAAAAGGCAGAGCAGCAGAGAAUAAACAGACUAAAGGAGGAGGGGGAGAAUUUUGCAGAGGUGUGGCACAUGAUGACCUCUGAUCUCCUGACCGAGUGCCCUGAAGCCGCAGAGAAAAGAGGAGGAGCGCAAGAGAAGGAGGGGGUGGCACCAAGGGUGCUGACAGACAGGUGGAAGGGGAUGAGUGCAGAGCAACUGAGUGCCAUCCGCAGGCAGAGAGAAGAGCAGUGUGCUGACAGAGUGAGGCAGCGAAGGACAGAGAAGAAGAGAGAGGCAGCAUGGGACUGUCUGCAGAUGGAACAAAUCCAGGAAGAAGAGGUAGAGAAACAGAGAGCAGUGGAGAGGGAGAGAGAAAGGAGGACAGAGAUGGACAGAUACAACAGACAGCUGGCCAGAGAGCAGUGCGCACAUCAGCAAUAUCUGGACAAGAAGCUAUACACCAACAGACCUACAGCUGACUACUUCACACAGUUCAACAGCAGCUCUCGCUAGCACCCCCUGUCUCCACUUCUGCCUCUCUACAACACACUGUCAUAAAUCACUAUUCAUGGACUAUCUAGAACCAGAAGCACAUGAAAGCAUACAUGUACUCACAUGCACAGGUGCUCACACACACACAAAUACAAACAUGUGCAUACGCAUACAGACACUCAGUUAAAAUGAAGAGAAUAAUACCAGAAUUAUGUCCGUUUAGAUGUAAUUUUAAUCAGUUGUUAGCAUUAUUCCACAGAAAAUAAAAUAUGCAUUCUCCAACUCCAGCUGCUGUCUCGUCCGGGUUUGUAAAUCCAACAGAAAGUAUACCUUGAUCCAAAAGUUGAGCACAUUACUAUAAAAAACACUUCCUCAAUUGUGUACAACAUACACAAAGGCAGGUGUAAUUGCUGUCAGGAAUAUUUGGAACCACAUGAAUUUUUGCAGUUAAUUAUUUCAACUAAACAUUUGUGCAAGAGAAUGAUGAAUUUUUUGCAUUUACGUUUUUGUCACUUUGCAGACUCUCUUAUCCAGAGUGACAAACAAGAUGAGUAUAUUUAAUGUCAUAUUUCUAUUUGCAUCAAAGCAGUUAGUUUUUCUAAAACUCAUAAUAAAAGACAAGCCAGUGUAAUUUCUGUAAUAAUAAGAGACUUUGACUCUUGUUGGGGUUCUGCAUAAUCCAAAGAUUUUACUUUUUUAUUUGACUACAGCGACUGAUGCAAUAAGCAUGUAUAACAUCACUCUUAGACACACCCCCCUGCCUUGACCUGUCCCCCAAUGCCAAAAGACUCUUGUAACAGCACCUCCCACAAUCACAACAUCAUCACUGUAAUCUCAUCUAUUAUGAUACAUUUGUCCUGUGCUUUUAAUUUGAAUGUUAUGGUGUAAAAAAGAAAUGAAUGAGGAGACAGGGGAAAAGUAACACAUAACAUUAAAAUACCCACCCAAAAUCCAACAGGCAGAGCAGUAAUUGUCUGUACGUCCACAAAGCUUGCAAAUUCUGCGUUACCCCAUAUCCAGUAGCAGAGCCUCUAGGCUCCUCUAUCUACAGAUAAUCUUGGAGGAAUGUUACAAAAUUAAUUCCUCUUGCUUUAAAAUGUAUUGUUUAAACAAAAAAAUUUUCAUGACAACAGGUAAGGAUCUAAUUAGAUGAUAAACUAAUGACAAAAUGUACAUGCAUUUGCAUGCAUGUUUGUGUGUGUAAGUGUUUGCAUCUGUGUGUGUGUGUGUGUGUGAGAGAGAGAGAGAGAAAUAAAUAUAGGGGGCUGACACAGUGAAGUGGCUUCCCACUCAAACCAGAGUCUGGUCAAAAUUUUACGGUUCCUUGCAUCUCACUGUCCAGUUUACUGAUUUGAGUGGAUCAAGUCAUGCAACCACUGCAGGAGUGAAUGUGUAAGUGCAUAUUCUUAGUCAUUAGAAAUGCAUCAGCAGGAUUAAACUCUGACAAACAUUUACUCUACUGCCUGUCUUCACGAUGACAACACGAUGACAGUGCAUCUCAUUUGUAUCUUAUCAUUGGUCAGGUCUUUCUUUUUCUUUUUUUAAUGACAAUAGCUAUUGAUGUUUCAUACAUUGUAUAUUUUAUUGUUUAACAUUGCAGUUACUAUCACUAAAAGAGCAGUGGGGUAGAUAUAACAUUUUUUUUUCCUAACAGUUUUUCCUCAACUAUGCCCUAAAUUUCUAAAACAACCAGAUCACUACCAACAUUCACUAGGAACAAACAUUAAAAGCAAGAGCUUGCAUUUGGUCAUUUUUUAAAUAAAAAAAAACACUUCCCCUCAACAGCUUUGAAAUAAAAUAUAAACACACACAUUUUAAUCCAAACAAUGUCUGAUAAAUAACACAAUCUGUUGGGUGGUAUUUACAUUCAGAGUGACAUUUGGAUCUCCCCAUCCCUGGUCACUCUCUCUCUCAAUCUCACACACACAUACGCACAGCCACGUACUCAUUGUAUACAUAAGCCACUGUAAAAACAAAAACAGGAUAUUUGGUAGAGAAACAGUGUUCUUCUUCACAGCCAUAAAAUGCAAAUACUUUACAUGUCUGAUGAACAUAAUAAGUAUCAUGCACAUAUUUUAAUUUAAAGGGAUCUCUUGAUGUACAACACCUGCCCAUGAACAAAGAUCAUGCUGUCAUUCUGCUAAAUAAUGACUAGGGGUAGAAUUUUAUUAGCAUACAGCUGACAUGCUGUUAAAACACAGAGAGCAGCACUGUGAUCAGAACAAAAUACUCACUCUAAAUACAGAAGAUUUAGAAUGAAGAAAGAAGAUUUAAAACUAAGUGAUACAAACAUAAAAACUCCUAAAUAUGCUAGUCAAGACACUAAGGAU
Megalops cyprinoides (Indo-Pacific tarpon) is the source of this 3611-nucleotide messenger RNA. RefSeq names its product RIB43A domain with coiled-coils 1 (gene ribc1). The record is from RefSeq and is a predicted model, not a curated record. The coding region runs from base 160 to 1302 and encodes 380 amino acids. Lineage: Eukaryota; Metazoa; Chordata; Actinopteri; Elopiformes; Megalopidae. The transcript has 8 exons.